Messenger RNA from Fomitopsis serialis, 627 nucleotides. RefSeq names its product NO signaling/Golgi transport ligand-binding domain-containing protein. The transcript has 4 exons. The coding region runs from base 1 to 627 and encodes 208 amino acids. The record is from RefSeq and is a predicted model, not a curated record. Gene Ontology annotation, cellular component: cis-Golgi network membrane; TRAPP complex; cytosol. Gene Ontology annotation, biological process: endoplasmic reticulum to Golgi vesicle-mediated transport; intra-Golgi vesicle-mediated transport. Lineage: Eukaryota; Fungi; Basidiomycota; Agaricomycetes; Polyporales; Fomitopsidaceae.
AUGGCUUCAACAAGCAAGCAGUACAAGGCCAUAGGCGAAGACAUUUGGAAGGGCAGGACAGAGAAGAUCAACGCAGAACUGUUCGCUCUCACAUAUGGCGCACUCGUGGUGCAGCUCAUACAAGACUAUGAGGACUACGCAGAGGUCAACAAACAGCUAGAGAAAAUGGGCUACAACAUUGGAACGCGUCUCAUUGAGGAUUUCCUCGCACGGAGUGCGAUUGGACGCUGUUCAGAUUUCAAGGAGGUCGGAGAGGUGGUCGCAAAGGUUGGCUUCAAGUCAUUCCUUAACAUUACCCCCUCUGUAAUGCACGCCGGACCCCUUCCUUCCGAAUCAACGCGAAGUAGCACUCCCACACCUUCAGCAAAUGCCUCAGGGUCAUCCUUCACAUUGACCCUGGACGAAAACCCUCUCGCGGAGUUCGUGGAACUUCCAGAGGAGGCGCUUGAAGGCGAGCUUUGGUUCAGCAACGUGUUGUGUGGUGUUCUGAGAGGUGCUCUCGAAAUGGUUCAAAUGCAGGUCCAGGCCACCUUCAUAUCCGAUGUGUUGCGCGGCGAUGAGGCCACCGAGAUCCGAGUGACGCUACUCAAGUACCUGGAAGAGGAAGUACCCGUAGGAGACGACUAG